Musa acuminata subsp. malaccensis (wild Malaysian banana) is the source of this 871-nucleotide messenger RNA. Its product is annotated as NDR1/HIN1-like protein 26. The record is from RefSeq and is a predicted model, not a curated record. NCBI's taxonomy places the organism in Eukaryota, Viridiplantae, Streptophyta, Magnoliopsida, Zingiberales, Musaceae. Gene Ontology annotation, biological process: defense response to other organism. Gene Ontology annotation, cellular component: plasma membrane; plasmodesma.
AAAGUGGAAGGAGAUGACAACCAUCGAGUCAUAAGCUUUUUGCUCUCUCUCCAUCAAUAUCCCUGUGCUUGUUAACUCGGCUACCCUCGUCGUGCUGCUCCCUGUAAGACAUCCAUCCGUAGCUCAGCUCAAAUACAUCAACAUCCAACAGCUUUCCGGCGACCAUGCCCAUGUUUCACUCGCCCUGCCUCCCCACCCAAAGCCGGUCCAAUCCCCACCACCGACCCCGGCUCACCGCCAGCCGGAUUCGAGAAAGCCUGACGACCCGGUUCACCAAGUGCGUCUGCUCCCUUCUCCUCACCCUCCUCCUCAUCGUCGGCAUCGUCGUCUUCGUCCUCUGGCUCAACCUCCGUCCUCACCGACCCCAUCUGCACAUCGCCGAGUUCGCGGCCCCCGGCCUCGCCGACCCGGCCGGUCUGUCCGACUCGGUCAUUUCAUUCAACAUCACGGACCGGAACCCGAACCAGAAGAUCGGCAUCUACUACGACGCCAUGGUCGGCUCGGUCUACUACAGGGAUCGGCUGGUGGGGUCCGGACAGGUGAUGUUUCCGUUCUACCAACCGCCGAAGAACACGACGGCGAUCACGGGGCAGAUGGCGGGGGCGCGAAUCGCCGCCGGGGGCACCUUGGCGGCUCAAUUGGCGGGGGACGUGGCGAGGGGGCGGAUCGCGCUGCGGUUCGAGCUCGGCUCGACCAUCCGGUUCAAGGUGAAGGCGUGGGACACCCACCAACACCAUUUGCAUGUGGAGUGCGACGUGGUCGUGGGCUCCGACGGCGGUGCUCUGCCGGAGUCCAAGAACAAGAGGUGCCCCAUCUACUUCAUUUGAAACCUCGCCAUCGUUUCUUCUUUCCAUGCUUCAUUUCUGGUUUG